CAGUGACGUUGUUGAUAAGUAUUGAUUAAAUUUUUCCUUGUCAUACAGGAAAAAAUGCGUCCACAUCGCGCCACAUCAUCUUAUCUGCUCACUAUUUUAGCUCAGUAGUCACAACAUUUGAGCUACCAAAACAAUGGAGAAACAAGGAUAUGAUCGACAAAGUGAGUUAAAAGCUUUUGAUGAUACAAAAGCUGGUGUAAAGGGACUUGUAGACUCCGGUGUCACCAAAAUCCCUCGAAUAUUUGUACAUAAUCAAGCUCAAAUAAGUCAAAUUCCAUCUUCAAGGCACAGCAAAUCUGGUUUUCCAAGCAUAGACUUGAAAAAUAUUGAUAUCGAUGAGAGUUCGCGUGGCAGAGUUGUUAAAGAAGUUAGAGAUGCUUGUGAGAACUGGGGAUUUUUUCGAGUUGUGAAUCAUGGUGUUCCAGAAAGUGUCAUGGAUGAAAUGAUCGAUGGAAUAGAAACUAAAACCCAACAUAAGUUUCAUGAGCAAGAUACUGAGCUGAAGAAGCUGUUUUAUUCGCGUGAUUUCACGAAAAAGUUUCUGUAUAAUAGCAAUUUUGAUCUUUAUAAAGCACCUGCAGCUAACUGGAGGGAUACUAUCUUCUGUAACAUGGCUCCGGAGCCUCCUCAGCCGGAGGAAAUGCCUGAAGUGUGCAGAGACAUCAUGUUUGAUUACUCAGAGCACAUAAUGAAAAUGGGAAUUACACUGUUGGAACUAUUCUCAGAGGCUCUUGGACUUGAUAGGAACCACUUGAAAGGCAUAGCUUGUGCUGAAGACCUUGGACUUGAUAGGAACCACUUGAAAGACAUAGCUUGUGCUGAAGGCCUUUUCGUAGUUGGCCACUACUACCCUGUAUGCCCUGAACCGACUCUAGCCACCAGCAAUCACUCUGAUAGCGGGUUUUUUACCAUACUCUUGCAAGACAACAUUGGUGGCCUCCAAGUUAUUCAUGACAAUGAGUGGAUCGAUAUCCCUCAUGUCCCCGGAUCUUUAAUAGUAAAUAUUGCAGACCUUUUACAGCUCAUUACUAAUGACAAAUUCAAGAGUGUGAACCACAGAGUAUUAGCACAAAAGAUUGGCCCGAGAAUAUCAGUGGCAAGUUUCUUUAGAACACACUUUCCGGAGGAAAUAGCAUCAAGGUCAUACGGCCCAAUCAAGGAGUUGCUAUCUGAAACAAACCCGCCACGCUAUAGAGAAAUUACUAUCAAAGAGUUCAUCACACACUAUUACAACAAAGGUCUCGAUGGAACCUCUGCACUAUCAGCUUUUAAGUUGACUAAUUUUUGUAUUCCUGUCAUCGAUCUUGAAGGCCUUGAUAAAGAUCAAGAGAGUCAUCAAGAGAUAGUGGAUAAAGUGCGGUGUGCAUCUGAGACAUUUGGUGUUUUCCAAGUUGUGAAUCAUGGGAUUCCAGUGAAUGUAUUAGAAGAGAUGCUUCAUGGAGUACGUAGGUUCUUUGAGCAAGACACUGAGGUGAAGAAAGAGUUUUACACGCGUGACUACACCAAAAAAGUGGCGUAUCAUAGCAAUUUGUAUUUGUUUAGUGCACGCGCUGCUGAUUGGAGGGACACACUUUACUGUGUUAUGGCUCCUCCUCCUGAACCAGAGGAAUUGCCAGCACCAUGCAGAGAUAUCCAGAUGGAUUAUUCAAAACAUGUGAUGAAACUGGGGACAACAUUAUUUGAAUUACUAUCAAAGGCUCUUCAACUGGACCCUAAUCAUCUUCAAGAUAUGGAAUGCGCCAAGGGGCUUACAUCUGCAUGCCAAUACUACCCCCCAUGUCCGCAACCAGAACUCACAUUAGGCACCACCAGACACACGGAUGGUGGUUUUCUCACUGUACUCCUUCAGGAUCAAGUUGGUGGACUCCAAAUUCUUCACCAAGAUCAAUGGAUUGAUGUUCCGCCUUUGCCAGGAUCGCUUGUAGUUAAUGUUGGAGAUCUUUUACAGCUUAUAACUAAUGAUCGCUUUAAAAGCGUGGAGCACAGAGUAGUGUCGAAUGUUAUUGGCCCCAGGGUAUCAGCAGCAUGCUUCUUUAGCACUUCUGUAGUGCCAUCUACUAAGUUAUAUGCACCCAUCAAAGAGUUGGUUUCAGAAGAUAAUCCUCCCAAGUAUAGAGAAACAACUGUUCAAGAAUUUUCAUCAUAUGCCUUUUCAAAAGGGCUUGGUGGGGAAUCUCGAUUGCUGCACUUCAGGCUCUAAACUUCAUCAACCGAGAUGAAAUUCCACACCAGAAUAAAAAAUUAUUGCUAUGAUUGAUUGUAUGGUUUGAAAUGAAUUACUCUGCAAAUUGAGUGAUUGAGAUUUGGGAAUGUUGUGCUUGUUUCAGAACAUGUUUAAGUCGAAUCCAAAGAAUGUAGUUGCAUCAACUGCUAUGUCUACAGAAUAAAAUUCUAAUUCAUGCCUGCCAGUGGAAUUUAAUUUUAAAACCAUAGUCUUAACUGUUAU
Messenger RNA from Daucus carota subsp. sativus, 2446 nucleotides. RefSeq names its product 1-aminocyclopropane-1-carboxylate oxidase homolog 11. Lineage: Eukaryota; Viridiplantae; Streptophyta; Magnoliopsida; Apiales; Apiaceae. The record is from RefSeq and is a predicted model, not a curated record.